Melospiza melodia melodia is the source of this 3111-nucleotide messenger RNA. It is a transcript of the gene MGAT1, whose product is annotated as alpha-1,3-mannosyl-glycoprotein 2-beta-N-acetylglucosaminyltransferase. Gene Ontology annotation, cellular component: Golgi apparatus. Gene Ontology annotation, biological process: protein N-linked glycosylation. Lineage: Eukaryota; Metazoa; Chordata; Aves; Passeriformes; Passerellidae. The coding region runs from base 181 to 1533 and encodes 450 amino acids. Gene Ontology annotation, molecular function: alpha-1,3-mannosylglycoprotein 2-beta-N-acetylglucosaminyltransferase activity. The record is from RefSeq and is a predicted model, not a curated record. The transcript is spliced from 3 exons.
CCGGAAGUGGCGGCGCUCCGGGAAGGCGCCGCCGGUGCGGGGGGGGCAGGGCGGCGCUUUUGGGGGAAAUUCGCAAAAAUUUGGGAGCUCCAAAUUCCCCAAAUUCGCCCCAAAAUUCCCCAGGGGGGGAGGGGGAACCCCAGCGCCCCCUCCCCCACUCUGCACAGCCCCAUGUGAAGGAUGCUGAAGAAGCGCAGCCUGGCCCUGCUGGGUGCCGCGCUCUUCCUCGCCUGGAACGGGCUCCUGCUCCUCUUCCUCUGGGGCCGCCCCGGCGCCGCCCCGGGCGCGGCUCCGGCGCCGCCCGGCUCCCGCGUGCUGCCGGCGCAGCUGCUGCAGCUGGCGCACGACGCCGAGGCCGAGCUGCGGCUGCAGCGCGAGCUCCUGCUGCAGAUCCAGCGCCUGCAGCGCCAGAGAACGCCGCCGAAAAUACCACCAAAAACACCAAAAACGACGCCAAAACCGCCGCAAAAAGAGGAAGAGGAAGAGGAGGAGGUGGUGAUCCCGGUGCUGGUGCUGGCCUGCGACCGCAGCUCGGUGCGGCGCUGCCUGGACAAGCUGCUGCGCUACCGCCCCAGCGCGCGGCGCUUCCCCGUCAUCGUCUCGCAGGACUGCGGCCACGCCGAGACGGCGGCGGUGAUCGCGUCGUACGGCGCGGCCGUGGCGCGCAUCCGCCCGCCCGAGCUGGGCGACGUGGCGGCGCCGCCCGAGCACCGCAAGUUCCAGGGCUACUACCGCAUCGCGCGGCACUACCGCUGGGCGCUGGGCCAGGUGUUCGGCGCGCUGCGGCACCGCGCCGCCAUCGUGGUGGAGGACGACCUGGAGGUGGCGACCGACUUCUUCGAGUACUUCCAGGCGGUGCUGCCGCUGCUGAGGGAGGACCGCAGCCUGUGGUGCGCCUCGGCCUGGAACGACAACGGCCGCGAGGGGCUGGUGGACGCCGGGCGCGCCGAGCUGCUCUACAGGACCGACUUCUUCCCCGGCCUGGGCUGGCUGCUGCUGGCCGAGCUGUGGGAGGAGCUGGAGCCCAAAUGGCCGCCGGCCUUCUGGGACGACUGGAUGCGGCAGCCGGAGCAGCGGCGCGGGCGGGCCUGCGUGCGGCCCGAGGUGUCGCGGACGAUGACGUUCGGCCGCAAGGGCGUCAGCCACGGGCAGUUCUACGACCAGUACCUGCGGUUCAUCAAGCUCAACGAGCGCUUCGUGCCUUUCACCCGCCUGGACCUCUCCUACCUCAAGAAGGACGAGUACGAGCGGUUCUUCCUGCCGCAGGUGUACGCCGCGCCCGAGGUGCGCCUGGAGGAGCUGCAGCGGGGCGACGCGCCGGGCGGCGGCGGCGACGCCGGCCCCGUGCGGCUCCAGUACCGCGGCCGCGACUCCUUCAAGGCCCUGGCCAAGGCGCUGGGGCUCAUGGACGACCUCAAGUCGGGCGUGCCGCGGGGCGGCUACCGCGGCGUCGUCAGCUUCGUGUGCCGCGGCCGCCGCGUCUUCCUGGCGCCGCCCCCGGACUGGGACGGCUACGACCCCUCGUGGAGCUGAGCGCGGGCGCGGCGGGGGCGGGCCGACCCCUUUCGGGUUAAAUUCGACCCUUUUUGGGGUGAAUUUGCCCCAUUUUGGGGGUGAAUUUGCCCCAUUUUGGGUUAAAUUUGCCCCUUUUCGGGAUGAACUUGCUCCUCUUUGGGUUGAAUUUGCCCCUUUUUGGGAUGAUUUUGCCCCAUUCUGGAUUGGAUUUGCCCCAUUCUGGGUCAAAUUUGCCCCUUUAGGGGUUAAAUUUGCCCCAUUUAGGGAUGAACUUGCCCCUCUUUGGGUUGAAUUUGUCCCUUUUUGGGUUGAAUUUGCCCAUUUUGGGUUGGAUUUGCCCCAUUUGGGGUUGGAUUUGCCCCAUUAUGGGUUAAAUCUGCCCCAUUAUGGGUGAAAUUUGCCCCAUUUAGGGACGAAUUUGCCCCAUUUAAGGAUGAAUUUGCCCCAUUUAGGGACAAAUUUGCCCCAUUUAGGGAUGAACUUGCCCGUUUUGGGGAUGAAUUUGUCCCAUUUUGGGUUGGAUCUGCCCCUUGCUGAGCUGAAUUUGCCCAUUCCGGGUUGGAUUUGCCCCAUUUUGGGUUAAAUUUGCCCCUUUUCGGGAUGAACUUGCUCCUCUUUGGGUUGAAUUUGUCCCUUUUUGGGUUGAAUUUGUCCCUUUUUGGGUUGAAUUUGCCCCAUUCUGGGAUGAAUUUGCCCCAUUUAGGGAUGAACUUGCCCCUCUUUGGGUUGAAUUUGCCCCAUUUUGGGUUGGAUUUGCCCCAUUAUGGGAUGAAUUUGCCUCAUUCUGGGUUGAAUCUGUCCCUUUCUGGGUCGAAUUUGCCCCUUUCUGGGUUGAAUUUGCCCAUUCUGGAUUGGAUUUGCCCCAUUCUGGGUUGAAUUUGCCCCAUUUUGGGUUGGAUUUGCCCCAUUCUGGGUUGGAUUUGCCCCAUUUUGGGUUAAAUUUGUCCAUUUCUGGGUUGAAUUUUCUCCUUUCUGGGUCAGAUUUGCCCCUUUCUGGGUUGAAUUUGUCCCAUUCUGGGUUAAAUUUGCCCAUUCUGGGUUGAAUUUGCCCCAUUUUGGGUUGAAUUUGCCCCAUUCUGGGUUAAAUUUGCCCAUUUUGUGUUAAAUUUGCCCAUUUUGGGUUGAAUUUGCCCCAUUCUGGGUUGAAUUUGCCCCAUUUUGGGUCGAAUUUGCCCCAUUUUUGAGGGGGGUUUUGCAGAAUAAAAGCUGAGAAUUGUGGGGGUCCCGCCGUCCCCCCCCCCCUCAUUUGCAUCACUGCCAUUUACAUCGUUAAAUUUAAUCAGCAUUAAGAUUAAACCAUCCUCGAACUGGUUUAAAUCAUCUCUGAAAUGGUUUAAGCCAUCCUUGAACUGGUUUAAACCGUCCUCGAAGUGCUUUGAACCAUCUUUUAAGUGGUUUAAAAGUCGCUCUCGAGGGUAAAUUUGUUAUUUUGCGGGGUGGGUUUGGUGCUGCCGGACGAGGGGGCGAAGGAUUUUCCAGAAUAAAAGGUAAAACAAAGGUGAAAAACCCCCCGUGACCCCAGGUUUGUUUCGCUGCCGGCUCCGUCUGAAUUCCAUCCCAAAAUCCAGCAGUUUAAAAGUCUCUCUUAAAAUUAAA